Molecule: messenger RNA, 1554 nt
Organism: Penicillium cataractarum
Lineage: Eukaryota; Fungi; Ascomycota; Eurotiomycetes; Eurotiales; Aspergillaceae
Gene: adaB
Product: chromatin-binding transcription regulator ADA2
Exons: 3
Coding region: 1-1554 (517 amino acids)
Biological process (GO): chromatin remodeling; regulation of transcription by RNA polymerase II
Cellular component (GO): SAGA-type complex; nucleus
Molecular function (GO): protein binding; chromatin binding; transcription coactivator activity
Source: RefSeq, a predicted model, not a curated record
AUGGGUGUAAUACGGAAAAAGACCGCAUCGCGCGGCACAGAGGCCGGCACCAAGUUCCAUUGCGACGUGUGCUCGGUCGACGUCACAUCAACAGUCCGAAUUUCCUGCGCGCAUCCCUCCUGCCAUGAAUAUGACCUUUGUGUUCCCUGCUUCGCAGCUGGGGAAAGCUCCAAGAACCACGACCCGCCUACCCACCCCUUCCAAGUCAUCGAACAGAACUCUGUCCCAAUCUUCCAGCCAGAUUGGGGUGCCGACGAGGAGCUUCUCUUGCUAGAGGGCGCUGAGAUCUACGGUCUGGGGUCGUGGGCUGACAUUUCUGAUCACAUUGGUGGCUACCGCACUAAGGAUGAGGUACGCGACCACUACAUCGACACAUAUAUCAACAGCUCCAACUUCCCGCUACCAAACCGAGCCGAUCCCGAGGAUAAGAGUCUCCAGGAAGCGAUCUCAAAAGAAGAAUUCCAGACGCGCAAGAAGCGUCGGAUUGAGGAGCGCAAAGAGGCUGCUAAGGCGGCGCCACCAACAACACCCAAACAGAAGCCAACCGCUAGUGUACCGGCAUGUCACGAAGUACAAGGAUAUAUGCCUGGUCGUUUGGAGUUUGAGACGGAGUUCCUCAACGAUGCUGAGGAGGCGGUUCAACAUAUGACCUUCGAGCCCGGGGCUGGCAUUGGCCCCAACGGCGAGAUUGAUGCAGAGACCGAAUUGAAGAUGACCGUGGUCGAUAUUUACAACUCACGGCUGACGGCACGAACAGAGCGCAAGAAGGUGCUCUUCGAACACAACCUGUUAGAAUACCGGAAGAAUAUCGCGCUGGAGAAGAAACGCACGAAAGAGGAGCGUGAACUGCUGCACAAAGCCAAGCCGUUGGCCCGAAUGAUGAACCACAAGGACUUUGAUGAUGUGAACAAGGGACUAGAGUAUGAGCACAAUUUGCGCCUGGCAAUCACGCAGCUCCAAGAGUGGCGGCAGAUGGGCAUCGGUGAUCUGAAAGCCGGUGAGAAGUUCGAGCAGGACAAGCAACAGCGUGCUCAACGGAUGGUUCCUCAAGGAUCUUUCGAUCGCUUUGCCACCCCGCGUCCCAAACAGGCUCAAGCCGUUGAACCACCGUCUUCCGCGAAUCAGCUCACUACUCCAGAGUUGCCUCUCCGGCUCCAGAAGGCUGCCAAUCCUCAUAAGCAGCCUGACCCAGCCAAUAUGCCUAUGAAUGACUUUGACCUUAUGUUUGCGACGAAUGGAGAUGCUGCACCCGCGCCGCCUGUGAAGACCAAGUUUGUCGUGCAGCCACUAAGCGGGGUGCCGGCAUGGAAACUGGACAGUGACCGCGCGGCUGAUCUUCACCUCCUCACUCCAGAAGAGAUUGAAGUGUGCAACGUGCUACAUCUCAUGCCCAAGCCGUAUCUGGUCGUCAAGGAAACGCUUUUGAAGGAGGCAAUGAAGCAGGGCGGCAACCUGAAGAAAAAGGACGCCCGUGCGAUUUGCAAGAUCGAGGGCACAAAGACCAGCCGCAUCUACGACUUUAUGGUACACAGCGGGUGGAUCAACAAGGUGUAG